This is a messenger RNA of Mycena indigotica, 2577 nucleotides long. RefSeq names its product putative actin cross-linking. The transcript is spliced from 19 exons. Bases 1 to 2577 code for a protein of 858 amino acids. Gene Ontology annotation, cellular component: actin filament bundle; cell junction; cell projection. The record is from RefSeq and is a predicted model, not a curated record. NCBI's taxonomy places the organism in Eukaryota, Fungi, Basidiomycota, Agaricomycetes, Agaricales, Mycenaceae. Gene Ontology annotation, biological process: actin cytoskeleton organization; actin filament depolymerization; actin filament bundle assembly. Gene Ontology annotation, molecular function: calcium ion binding; actin lateral binding.
AUGGUGGCAAGAGGCAAGGUGGAAGAGUCAAGACACGACCGAACGCGUGCCGCCUUGUCAGCCGAGCUGCACAGCCACACAAUCCCGUUCUUCACCUUGCCUUCAUUAUUGCGAUCUUACUACGCCCACGUUCCCGUUACUUCCAUCAUCAAACCACACAAAUCUCAGUAUCGCAUGGUGGAGUCCCUCGAGGAUAAAUCCAGGAGUGUACAAGAGCGUACUUUCUGCAAAUGGUACCGAAACAAUCUGUCGAGUUCGGACACCUUUCGCUUACCGCAUCGAAGGCUCAACACAAAGCUUGAAAUGGCCGGCUACCCACCAAUGACAUCCCUGGUCAGAGAUCUGUCGGACGGCGUACGCCUGAUUCAGCUCAUGGAAAUCAUGGGCGAUGUCAACCUCGGGAGAUACAAUAAGUCACCACGCAUGCGCGUUCAAAAGGCAGAGAAUGUUAGCAAAGCUCUGGACUUUAUUACAUCCAGAGGUGUGAAACUCAUGAACAUCGGACCUGAAGACAUUGUGGAUGGAAACAUCAAGCUCAUCCUAGGCAUGAUUUGGACACUCAUCCUACGUUUUACGAUUGCGGACAUUAGUGAAGAAGGUCUCUCCGCCAAAGACGGUCUCUUACUGUGGUGUCAACGCAAGACAGAACCGUAUAAAGAAGUCGAUGUCCAAGAUUUUUCCCUCAGCUGGUCGGAUGGGCUUGCAUUAUGUGCUCUCAUUCAUUGCCAUCGACCUGAUCUAUUGGACUACGAUAGACUUGACAAGUCAGAUCGACAUGGGAAUACUAGGCUAGCAUUCACAGUUGCCGCUCAACAUUUAGGCAUACCGCAACUUCUAGAAGUCGAGGACCUUUGCGAUGCUUCGCGGCCAGAUGAGAAGAGUGUAAUGACCUAUAUCGCCAGCUUCUUCCACGCUUUCUCUUCAAUGGACCAGGCCGAAACUGUCUCACGACGCGUAGAAAAAUUUGCAGAGCUCAUGCAAUCAGUUUGGGUCUCGCGCAAUGACUACGAGAGGCGUGUCCGUCUUUUGCUGGUAGCUCUAUCAGAGAUACAGACGAACUGGGCUGCGAGCGCAUUUACUGGCACUUACCCUGAUGCAAAACAUCAUUCAAAUGAUUUCAACGCGUAUAAGCAGACCACGAAGCGGACGUGGGUCGUUGAGAAGCAGGAUGUCGCGACACUCUUCGGGAAUGUUCAAACCAAGUUACGAACGUAUGGCUUGAGGGAGUAUGUUCCACCCCCGGAAUUGACAUUAGCUGAGGUGGAUGCUGCAUGGACCUCCUUGCUUGCCUCAGAAGCGAGAAGAUCGCGGGCGAUAAAUGCACAAAUUAGGCAAAUCAAGGAGCGAUUGCGCAAGUCAUUUGCGGACCUUGCCAACGAUUUUGAGCAUCGGUUGAGGACCAUCUCUUCUGCUCUGGCUGCGCUGGAGGGGCCAUUAGAAGUACAACAACAACGCGUUGAAGAGAUCAAAACGCGACUACCGGCUGUCUCCGAAGAUCUUGCCAAGGUUGCGGCUGCAGAAGCAGAAUGCAACGCCGCUAAUGUGGAAGAAAAUGACUACACAGUUUUCACUUGUCAGGAUCUCGAGUUCGAGCUCGAAUUGGUGGAGCAGAGUAUUGCGAAAAAGAUGGCCUUCAUAGACAACCAGAUCGUUUCAAGGAACUUGACCAAUCUAACGCCAGCACAACUGGAACAAUUUGAGAGCACAUUUAGAUACUUCGACAAAGACGAAACGAACACACUCAGCCAAAGUGAAAUGGCCGCAGCGCUUGCUAGUCUUGGGAUCGUCUACUCUGACGAAGAUUUGGACUUCAUUUUCGAUCAACUUACAAGCGACUAUGGUGCCAUAAACUUUGAGGCAUUUAUUAACCUUUUGGUGGAUAUUACGGAGGAUCAGACAUCUCCCGAACAACUACGGGAGGCUUUCCGUGGUAUUGCGGCAGACAAGGUGACACUGAGCGCGCCAUAUGUUACGGAGCUGGACCUCCGACUACACCAUCUACCUGCUGCGUCUAUCGAAUACUUGAGCGAGGUGAUGCCGCGGGCGCAGAAGGAUAGCACUGCAGGAGACGCAGAGUACUACGACUAUGAGCUAUGGCUUGAUAAUGUCUCGAAUCAGGUACAGCCACACACCCUACCUUCCCCCCACCAACUACCGACCAUGGCCUCCGGCGUUACCGUCAACCCUGACUGUCUGGAUCAGUUCUCUGUGUUGAAGCUCAAGAAAACGUUCAAAUACAUCAUCUUCGCGCUCAACAAGGAGAACACAGAAAUCGUGGUCGAGAAGACGUCCGCCUCCCAGGACUACGAAGAAUUCAUUAAAGACCUGCCCGAGACCGAGUGCAGAUGGGCGAUAUACGACCUGGAGUUUGAGAAGGAGGGUGGUGGAAAGCGAAACAAGAUCGUAUUCUACUCCUGGUCGCCCGACGAUGCCAAGGUUAGAGCGAAGAUGGUGGCAGCUUCGUCGAAAGAUGCCUUGCGUCGCUCAUUGGUGGGGAUCGCGGUUGAAGUUCAGGGCACAGACUUCAGCGAGAUUGCCUACGAAGUCGUCCUUGACAAAGCCAACAAAGGCGCAUGA